This is a messenger RNA of Saccostrea cuccullata (small rock oyster), 648 nucleotides long. RefSeq lists its product as uncharacterized. The coding region runs from base 29 to 436 and encodes 135 amino acids. Lineage: Eukaryota; Metazoa; Mollusca; Bivalvia; Ostreida; Ostreidae. The record is from RefSeq and is a predicted model, not a curated record. The transcript is spliced from 2 exons.
AACAAAAGAAUGCAGGAUCUUAAAGGAAAUGCAAGAAAAAUCCUGCAGCAAAAGGAAAAGUAUUACAGAUUCAACAGAAGAUAUGGACAUUCCACCACCAAAGAAAAGCGCUCUUCAACCAGAUCAAUGGAAUUUCAAAGAGGGUGCUGAAGACAUAAAAAGGAAUAUGGUUGUGGCCAUUAAGCCAAUCAGAAAGAAGGAUAUUGUUGAUGGAGAACCUUGGUUGGCACUUGUCAAUGAAGUCUUAAAAUCUAAAUUGAAGGUUUCUUGGCUAACAGGAAGGUACAAUUCCACAUGGGAACUCAACCCUGAAUUUCUUGGAUGUGACCCAGAUGUUGUCCAGAACACACGCGUGGCUUGCCAUUUUAAUUUUAUUCAAGAGAAAGUUUUGCCUGGAUACAUUAUAGAUAAGCUUAAAGCAAUCUUUAAGAAUUGAUGUCACAUUGCAAUUUGGUACCUGAUUCUCAGAAAACGAAAAAUGUAUGGUUCUGCUUAUCUAUCUAAGUAAUGAGAAGGAUUUUUUUCCUUUUUUGAUAAAGUAUUGUACACUUUAAUGUAGUGAACGUAUAAUUAUAAGGAAGCUAUUUUUUUUAAAAAUCUUUUUUCUCUGUACAUGUAUCAUUGAAACAGAUAAAGUUUAUUUUUCAA